GUUAAUAAAAUAAAGAAUGUUUUUUUCACCAAUUUUCAGCAUGUUCAGUAGAACAAUUUAUUUUCACAUCCCUUCUGAAACAUUUGUUUGUAUUUAAUGUAUUUAAUAAUGAGGGUAGGAAUUCCCUUUACCCUCAAGCGUCAAACGGCUAUUUUUGGCUACCGUUAGCGUCAAAUUGGUUAAAAUUUUAUUGUGAUUCGUCAAAAUCUCCUUAUCGUGAUUUUCACUGGUCUCAAGACUCAAACAAUCAUCUGUUACCGUUAUUUUUGGAAAGAAUUUAACGUGAUUCGUCAAAGUCAGUCUAUUUUAUUAAUAUCGUCAUAAAAAAAAAAAAAAAUGUACAUUUUAUCAAAAUGCACCAAAAAUUAUCGUUAAUGUCAUUUGUCAAGAUAUUAUCAUGAUUAUCCGUUAUUCGUCUUGAAGGUGUCACCCCCAUUUACGACCCUCAUUUAUGGUAAUCCAAAUUUAGCUAGCUUGCAAAAGAUGAAAUUAUAGACCUUAUUGGCACUUGACCAAAGAUUAUGUGACCAUCAAUUAACUAUCAACCUUUCUUCAACAAUUCCUUUUGCAUUGUGGCGUUGGACAUUUUCUUUUGUGACUUCAAAAUUUUACGGAAAUGUUUAUGAUGUCCAGUAAUGGCGACUUAUAGAGAAAAAGUGUUUACACCAAUCUUGAUUUGUUUUAUAUGAAUGAGUUAUGCCGGUUGACCAUCAUGGAUCAAGACACAGCUCAGACCUUGUUCAGAGAAGGUGCCAUUUUUGUAUUUCUUGAUGUGCCAGUUGGAACAGAAUUUGGUAUUGAUUAUAAUUCAUGGAAUGUUGGACCAGAAUUCCGAGGAGUGAAAAUGAUUCCUGCAGGUCUUCAUUUUGUAUAUUAUAGUGCUUGUAAUAAGGAAGGCCAAGCAGCACCUAGAACUGGAUUUUUCUAUAAUUUCAGAAAGAAAGAAAUUGUUGUUCGCAAAUGGAACAAAUUGUUAGAAGAUAUUGAUCCUGAUAUUGAUGUUAGAGGAGAUGUACUUCAGAAAUUUCAUGACAAUAAAGAGGAAAUGGACAGAUACUUAGGAGCUUAUCCAUAUGAAAAUUUCAAAAAAUGGGUAUCUCUCUCCAGCUGCAUGAGCGAAACUUUAGUGGAAAGGCUUCAACCGGAGAAUGGGAAAAUUUUAAGUGUUUCAGAAUUCAUAUCAGAAAGUAGUAACACUGCAAGCCGUAAAAAAGCAAAUGAUGAUCUGCCAGAUAAGUCAUCUAUAGAACCAACAUCUGCAAGAGAAGCAGAAUCACAACUACCACAAAUGAAGGUACAGCCGGGAACAUUUAUCAGGUUUACAGAAUUACCAAAGAGGAGGUAUCCAGAUGGGAGUACUCCAGCAGAAAUUACAAAAUGUAGCAUGGAUUCAACCUACAUAUUAGAAACUCUAUUAAAAGAAAAUUAUAACUCCAUAGAAAAAGAUUUACUUGGAGAAGUACAGUUUUCUUUUAUCUGCUUUUUGAUUGGACAAGUCUUUGAUGGAUUCGACCAAUGGAAAAAAUUGGUACAUUUGCUGUGUAGCAGUGAAUCUGCAUUAACUAAUCAUACUCAACUCUUUUUGGAUUUUGUUGGUGUACUUUAUUUUCAAGUUCAUGAAAUCCCAGAAGAUUUCUUUGUUGAUAUUGUAUCACAGAGUAAUUUUCUGACGACGACUUUACAAGAAUUCUUUUCUAAUGUAGAAUGUAGUUCUGCUGAUCAGAGCCUGAAAAGAAAAGGCAGAAAAUUCAAAGAACAUUUGACCAGUAAAUUUAGAUGGGACUUUGAUUCUGAGCCAGAUGAAUAUGCACCUGUUGUUGUGGACACAAAUUAAUAUUAAAAUCUAAUCAGUAUAAAAUUGUAGUGUUUAAAUGUUUAUGGGAUAUACUUGAGUCACAGCAUCAAAAUAAUAUAGCUUUAGGUGUCAGACCACUAAUUCACUCACUCUAAAGACUUUAAGCAUUAGUGUAAAUUCAGAAAUUAUUGCAAAUAAUGUGACUGGGUGAGAAUCGCAAUAAGAACAACUCACAUUCUUAUAUCUGACAGAUAUAUCUGUAUGCAUCUUUUCCACAAAUCGCAAUAAUUAAUCUCGCAGUAUAUUAUAAUUCCUGAUGUACAUGUUUUUGUUAAACUUAAGCUAAAAUAUUUAGAGAGCUGUAAACAUUAAAAAAUUUUGUUUACUAUAUAGGGAUUUUGAAUUGAUGGUCGACCAUUGGUGGAAAAAGCAGUGAAAAGAAAAUAAAUUCAGAAAACAAUUGAUAUUUCAUUUUAACUUGUGGCUUUUGAUUUGGUUUUUUUUUACCGAUUUUGGUGGUUUUUUUUGUUAGGAAACUAUAGUAGAUAGAGGGAAACUGUAAAGAAGCAAAAUUAUUAAAAAAAUAGAUCUACAAAUAAAUCAGCAUGACCUAAAUCAUCAAUUGACUCAUUAGAGGAGAAUGCUUUUGAAAAUGAUUUUCUUAUUUUUUUUCAUUUUUGCCAGAAACUUUGAUGUAUUCUUUUUGCAUUGUAUUAACUUUUUGAAAAAAAAUGCCAAUUGAGCAAUGUAGACGCCUUUGAGCCUCUAGUUAUCUUGCUGGCGACAAAAGUUGCGGAAAGCGACACAUAGGGAUUGCUUAUCCGGUGACGAUGAUGACAUUGUAGUAGGCGUCAACAAUUGUUAAGUUUUCUGCUUAAGUUAGUUUGGUAGGAACUACUUGUGACAGAUCAAUGAUAUUUUAUUUGAAGUUGCAUUACUAUCAGUACAUAUCAUUUUGAUUACUAUUUUGAGGCCUUGUCCUCUAGGUCAUGGUCCAAUGACCUUGAAUUAGUUUGCAAUUUUCAAUGUCAAUUUUCUGCUGAUGUUAGUUUGAUAGGAACUACUUGUGAAAGAUCAAUGAAAUUUUGUAUGAAGCGACUUUACUAUCAGUAAAUUCAGUUUGACGACUAUUUUGAGGCCCUACCCCCCAGGUCAUGGUCCAGUGGCUAUGAAUUAAUUAGCAAUUUUCAAUGUUAAGUUUUCUGCUUAAGUUAGUUUGAUAAGAACUACUUGUGAUAGAUCAAGGAUAUUUUGUAUGAAGUUGCAUUACUAUCAGUACAUAUCAGUUUGACGACUGUUUUUAGGCCCUACCUCUAGGUCACAGUGACUUCCAAUUAAUUGCAAAUUUUCAAUGUUAAGUUUUCUGCUUUAGUUAGUUUGAUAGGAAUUACUUACAGUAGACAAUUAUAUUUUCUUUUAAGUUGCAUUACUGUCUGUACAUCUCAUUUCGAGGCCCUGCCCACUAGUUCAUGGUCCAGCAACUUUAAAUUAAUUAGCAAUGUUGCUGUCCAUCUGAUUGUCUUUUUCUGAAUUUUAUGCCGACAGGCAAGACACUGUUUUCACUUCCUUCAAUGUUUUACUUCCUGUUUUCCCAAAACAUAUCUUUAAAUGUCAUCCAUGAAUAUGCCAUUUUCAAUGACAUUUUUCUCAACCACUACAAGCUUCUGAUAUAUGGCAUCAAGUGUAAAAUUUGUGUAAGUUUUUACUGCAAAAAUAGAGUCAACAAAACUGAGGAGGGUAUUUCUGUCAUUGCUAAAGAAAUGCAACCUUUCCACAGAAUCCGUUUCUCUGUCAAGGUAUUUAAAUUUUGCAAGUUCACCUGUCCAAUUGUAUAAAUACAAUAGCUAUUGUAAUAAUGUAUGUGAGAGUAUAUUCAAUGUGAACUUUAAAUUUCUCCUUGAAAAGCCAAUCAUUCUUUGAUUAUUAAAUUUAGCUGAACAAAAAAAUUAACUCCCAGUGAUGAAAAUACAUUGAGUGUCUCAAUUUUUAAUGGCAAGCUGUGUCAAUGCCAUAGAUUCUAAAGAGGUGCACAGUAGCAUUACAUAUUUAAGAUUGUAAAAAGGUUCAAUAAAUAGUAAUAAGGGUGUGGAGGUGUUGUGGAUACAAAAUGGGUACACCCAAAUGUGUAUGAUAUGACUUAAGUCCUUGUCAUUCCAAAGUAAACCCCAAAAAUCAAACAGAUGAAGAAAUAAAAUAGGAUGUGCAAAAGUAAAUCGUGAGUAAGAUUCUGUGAAAGUGCCACAUAAUUAUGUCCAGCAGAUCAGGAGCACUUAGGGAUACAAUAGUGGGACAGAAGGACCAAUGAAUGGAUGACAGACAGACAGACUCUCCCAUCACAAUAUAACCAGGUUUAGAAUGUGGGGUAUAAUAAAUGAAGCAAAAAGAAUAUGUAUGUCAAUGAGACCUUCUUUUGGUAUGAGUCUGUUCUACACCCCUUGUUUCGUAAGAUUAUGGAUUCCUUAAAUCUGACCAAACAAUGUAUACAUGGCUGUAGGUUCAUUACUUGUACACAGAUAUUCAGACGGUACUUCGAUAGCUCUCCUUCAACAUUGUUGAGUCAAACUAAAAAUAAACAUGUGUAGUAUUAAUAUAUUUUAUUUUUAAGAUAUAAUAGUAUGACCUUGAACUAAGGUCAUACUUUUCAUGAUUUAAUAUAUUAACAAAAUGUAUCACAUGUAGCAUAAAGGUUAAAGAAUGGCUGAAAUUAUGGACAAAAAUAUGCAGACUUUAAGACAUAAAGUCCUAACUUCAGAAAUAAAUGAUAAUAUAUAUAAUAUGAUAUUUCAAUCAUAAAAUGAAUAAGAUAAAUAAUCAUGAUAAAAAAAGCAAUAUUUGAAAACAAUGUUAUUUGAGAGAAAAGAUGUGGAAUACUGAAUUUAAAAUAUGCAUUAGAAUGGAUAGGACUUUUAUUGCUGUUCUAUUUGGCUGCUGUUGUAGGUUUGAGUUAAUUUUAUUAUAUCUUGCAGCAAAAUGUCAAAGGCCCUUGGCAUCCUUUAAAUAAAAUAGAUAUUUGUUGAUUAAUGGC
Mytilus californianus (California mussel) is the source of this 4820-nucleotide messenger RNA. Its product is annotated as protein AAR2 homolog. The transcript has 5 exons. Bases 686 to 1834 code for a protein of 382 amino acids. The record is from RefSeq and is a predicted model, not a curated record. Lineage: Eukaryota; Metazoa; Mollusca; Bivalvia; Mytilida; Mytilidae. Gene Ontology annotation, biological process: spliceosomal tri-snRNP complex assembly.